Molecule: messenger RNA, 820 nt
Organism: Ziziphus jujuba (common jujube)
Lineage: Eukaryota; Viridiplantae; Streptophyta; Magnoliopsida; Rosales; Rhamnaceae
Product: pentatricopeptide repeat-containing protein At1g32415, mitochondrial-like
Exons: 4
Coding region: 1-558 (185 amino acids)
Biological process (GO): RNA modification
Molecular function (GO): RNA binding; protein binding
Source: RefSeq, a predicted model, not a curated record
AUGGCCGAUUCAGGUGUGCAAAGGUGUGCGAUCACCACUGGUGACCAAGAGAUCAAGAUAGCUCCAACAGCGUUGAAGGAGUUAAAGAUUCAGUUGCAGGAGUUAGUGGAUAAAGGGUUUAUUAAAGACUCAGUUGUAGAAAAAGAGCUGUUGUCAUCACCUUCACCUUCUCUCAAUCCCCCGUUCUCUUCUUUCCCCCGCACUUUCUCUUUUAUCUUUUUGUGGUCUGCUCCUCCUCCUCCCACGCUGAAAAGGAAAUGUCUUUCAGUCUCUUGCGCACUAUUUCUUUGGCUCAUAUUCAAUCGACUUCAGGAGGCACGUAAAUUGCUUGAGAAAUUGUCUGAGAGAGAUGGUGGUGUUGUUCAUUGGACUUCAUUGCUCACGAGAUACACCAAAAGUGGAUGUGUCAAUGAGGCUCGAAUGCUUUUUGAGAUCAUGCCGGAGAGGAACAUUGUUACUUACAAUGCUAUGUUGUCUAGCGUAUGUGCAAUCUGGGAUGUUUGUUUGAAGCUUGCCAAUUCUUUUGAGGAGAUGCCAGAGAGGAAUGCUGUGUCAUGAAGUUCAAUGCUCUUUGGAUUGGCAGGGAUUGGGAAGAUUCAUGAGGCUUGGAGUUUGUUGAAUGCAAUGCCAGAGAAGAAUAUUAUUUCUUGGAAUUUAAUGAUUGUUGGGUUGGUUAGGAAUGGUGAUUUGGAAACAACAAGGCUAGUUCUUGUCCAAUGACAAUGAAGAAUAUAGUUUCUUGAAAUACUAUGAUAGCAGGUAUACUGAGAAUUCUAGAAUAGUAGAAGCAAGAGUUUUGUUUGAAACUUCUUCAUGUUUC